Arvicola amphibius (Eurasian water vole) is the source of this 2400-nucleotide messenger RNA. RefSeq names its product olfactomedin 1 (gene Olfm1). Lineage: Eukaryota; Metazoa; Chordata; Mammalia; Rodentia; Cricetidae. Gene Ontology annotation, biological process: signal transduction. The transcript has 6 exons. The record is from RefSeq and is a predicted model, not a curated record. Bases 1 to 1458 code for a protein of 485 amino acids.
AUGUCGGUGCCGCUGCUGAAGAUCGGGGUCGUGCUAAGCACCAUGGCCAUGAUCACUAAUUGGAUGUCCCAGACGCUGCCCUCGCUAGUGGGCCUCAACACCACCCGGCUCUCGGCCGCCAGCGGCGGGACGCUGGACCGCAGCACCGGCGUGUUGCCCACCAACCCCGAGGAGAGCUGGCAGGUGUACAGCUCUGCCCAGGACAGUGAGGGCAGGUGUAUCUGCACGGUGGUCGCCCCCCAGCAGACCAUGUGUUCACGGGAUGCCCGCACAAAACAGCUGAGGCAACUACUGGAGAAGGUGCAAAACAUGUCUCAAUCCAUAGAAGUCUUGGACAGGCGGACUCAGAGAGACCUGCAGUACGUGGAGAAGAUGGAGAACCAAAUGAAAGGCCUGGAGUCCAAGUUCAAGCAGGUGGAGGAGAGCCAUAAGCAACAUCUGGCCAGGCAGUUCAAGGCAAUAAAAACGAAAAUGGAUGAACUUAGGCCUUUGAUUCCUGUGUUGGAAGAGUACAAGGCCGAUGCCAAAUUGGUAUUGCAGUUUAAGGAGGAGGUCCAGAAUCUGACGUCAGUGCUUAACGAGCUGCAAGAGGAAAUUGGCGCCUAUGACUACGAUGAACUUCAGAGCAGAGUGUCCAAUCUUGAAGAAAGGCUCCGUGCAUGCAUGCAAAAACUAGCCUGCGGGAAGCUGACAGGUAUAAGUGACCCAGUGACUGUCAAGACCUCUGGCUCAAGGUUCGGGUCCUGGAUGACAGACCCACUGGCCCCAGAAGGUGAUAACAGGGUUUGGUACAUGGAUGGUUAUCACAACAACCGCUUUGUCCGUGAGUACAAGUCCAUGGUGGACUUCAUGAACACCGACAAUUUUACCUCGCACCGUCUCCCACACCCCUGGUCAGGCACAGGCCAGGUAGUCUACAAUGGUUCCAUCUAUUUCAACAAAUUCCAGAGUCACAUCAUCAUCAGGUUUGACCUGAAGACAGAGACGAUCCUGAAGACACGCAGCCUGGACUACGCUGGCUACAACAACAUGUACCAUUAUGCCUGGGGUGGCCACUCAGACAUCGACCUCAUGGUGGACGAGAAUGGGCUCUGGGCUGUCUAUGCCACGAACCAGAAUGCUGGCAAUAUCGUCAUCAGCAAGCUGGAUCCGGUCUCGCUGCAGAUCCUGCAGACGUGGAACACCAGCUACCCCAAGCGCAGCGCCGGCGAGGCCUUCAUCAUCUGCGGGACCCUCUAUGUCACCAACGGCUACUCGGGGGGCACCAAGGUCCACUACGCUUACCAGACCAAUGCCUCGACCUACGAGUACAUUGACAUCCCCUUCCAGAACAAAUAUUCCCACAUCUCCAUGCUGGACUACAACCCUAAGGACCGUGCCCUGUAUGCCUGGAACAAUGGCCAUCAGACCCUCUACAAUGUCACCCUCUUCCACGUCAUCCGCUCUGACGAGUUGUAGCUCCUGCUUUCCCAGAAGCCCAGGGUCCAAGUCCUCUCCCAGAGGACAUUUCCAUGAAAUAGCUGCCAAAAUGAUUCCAAGAAUACUAACAGCCCUGAUUUUGAAAAAUCAGCGUGAUUCUGACGCCGAGGGAUGGUGUCACCUCUGUGUUCCUCCUAUUCAUGCAGGUGGGCCACAGAUUUCCGAAGAACCACCAUGUAUGUGGAUGGAACUGCAGCCCAAGGCUCCCUGGCUGUCCCCAUCCCUCCUCAUUCCUCUCUGGUCAAAUAACUCAAAGAAGCAAGGCGAUGACUGUUGGCCCCUCUCACCCAAGAACAACCCACUGUUAGGAUUGCAUGGACAUUUCCUUAGGUCGUGAUCAGCGCGAUGAUGUGAUGGCCAUUCCUCCCUCCCAGAGCCCCCCGCCCCCGGCCCCCACGGCGCUCAGUGUAGGCUGCUUCAGCCCACACAUAUUGCAGCUGCCUUUCUCUUGACUGUGUUGUUGUCUCUUAGAUUAACUGUGCUGAGACUCCCGGUAGCUCAUGGACCCGUGUCUAGUGCUUUCCCGAAGCAAUGGUGGGUGUUCGUAGAGUGAAGUUGCCGUACCCACGUUGUUGAACUUGCGUACCCUGUAGCUAGGUCGUGAGGUGUCCGUCUGUUAUCCCCCAAGGUGGUAACUCCGUGUGUUCAAUUUAUGCAAUGAAUGUUGUCAUGCAAUGCCGUAGUUUGGAUUGAUAAGUGGAUGGUUUCUGUUUCUAAAAAGAAAAAAAAAAAUCAGUGUAUGCCCUUAUAGGAGACAUAGUCAAGUUCAUGUUGAUAAUAACCCAGUGGAAUUCUUCUCUUCUUGUCAAGUUAUCCGAAUCAUGUAAUCUUGGAUGGGAAGGACGCAUCUUGGGAAACUUCAGUUUCCAACAGGAAGGAACUCCCCAAGGGUAGCCAUGUGUGGAGAAGUCAUUUUUUAAG